Molecule: messenger RNA, 5010 nt
Organism: Onychostoma macrolepis
Lineage: Eukaryota; Metazoa; Chordata; Actinopteri; Cypriniformes; Cyprinidae
Gene: ddhd1b
Product: DDHD domain containing 1b
Exons: 13
Coding region: 321-2900 (859 amino acids)
Cellular component (GO): cytoplasm
Molecular function (GO): metal ion binding; glycerophospholipase activity
Source: RefSeq, a predicted model, not a curated record
AAGAUUCAUUCAUGAGUCGGACAGACGCCGCUACGGAGCAAGAGGGGCUCCACAGGGAGAAAUACAGUAGGAAUAUUAAUGGAAAGUGAACAGGUUGGCGUGUCCGCCCUGUAAGUUGAGGACUGUGCGACUGAAUUCGCCGUUAUUUCAUGGAGUUUCAAGUCCAGCGUGUGUGAUUGACGCAUCCGUACAGAUGCUGGCCGCUCCGGUCGCGCCGGGGGAAGGAGAGGUUUUGACAUCGUUAGAUUUGUUGUUAUUAUAAUCAGCUGACCGGUGCUGGAAUCGCUCCGUUUGCUGUUUUCUAGAAAGCGGCGACAGCGAUGAGCGCUUGUCAGGAUAAAACGUCUUUGAGUUGUUCGCAAAGCAGGGAAAAUGUCAGCGGCGGUGAAUGGGGAAGGAUGGAGGAUUCGUGUACGUCCUGCUUCGACGAACCCACGGGCGACGCGAUACACGCCGGGAUGGACGCGGUGCAGCCGGGCAUAGACGGACAUCUGCCGCUGCCCCGAGGCCAACGCCAACUGAUGCUAGGCCUGGUGGAAGAGGGUUUCGCCGGCUAUCAUGGCCGACUCGGUUCCGAUCCGGACUCAGAUUAUCUCGACAUCACCGGAGACCCCAACUACAGCGAAAGUGACGGGAACGUCGCCACGAAAAAGCGCAACCGCUCCAACAGCUCGCGGCACCGCGGGGAAGUUGUCACGGAGCUCGGACCCGAGGAGGUGCGCUGGUUCUACAAAGAGGACAAGAGGACCUGGAAACCGUUUGUCGGACACGAUUCUUUGAAAAUCGAGUUGGCUUAUCGCAAAUACUGCGAACUUAAUCCGAACGAGGUCAAACGGAGGGAUGCGGGUGAGGAAGCGGAGGAUUUAUUCGAGUCGCCAUCGGGAUGCGAAGCACCGGAGGUACGGAGACAGUCGGCGGCGCUGGCAGCGCAACCGGUAACCGAGAGCACGGAGCCUGGAUGCUCAACGGAAGAGACGGAGCUGGAUUCAGAAAGCAUCAACGUGGACGCAGUGUGCGUCCGUGGAGGACUCUACGAGGUGGACAUCAACAAGAAAGACUGUUAUCCUGUUUACUGGAACCAACAGGACCACAUCCCGGUCAUGAGAGGCCAGUGGUUCACGGACGGGACCUGGUUGCCACUGGAGGAAGAGGAGAGUGACCUCAUUGAACUGGAGUACCUGGCCCGUUUCCGAGGCCAGCAGAUGAAAGACACCUUUGACACGGAAGCGGUGGCCACAACGGUGGACAGCAAAGAUGCCAUUCACAGUAUGAAACUGAGCCGGAGCCACGUGGACUGGCACAGCGUGGAUGAAGUGUACCUUUACAGCGAUGCUACCACUUCAAAGAUCGCACGGACUGUUACUCAGAAACUGGGAUUCUCCAAAGCGUCCAGCAGCGGGACCCGUCUCCAUCGAGGUUAUGUAGAGGAGGCGGCUCCAGAGGACACGCCCCCUGAAACAACCCACAUAGUCUUUGUGGUACAUGGGAUUGGCCAGAAGAUGGAUCAGGGGCGUAUCAUUAGAAAUACAAGCAUGAUGCGUGAUGCUGCCCGCAAAAUGGAGGAGAAGCACUUUUCUGACCGAACAAAUGAACACGUUGAGUUUCUUCCUGUGGAAUGGAGAUCUAAACUCGCCCUUGAUGGAGACACCGUGGACUCCAUUACUCCAGACAAAGUGCGAGGUCUAAGAGACAUGCUGAACAGCAGUGCCAUGGACAUUAUGUACUACACAAGCCCUUUGUACAGGGAUGAGAUCACUCGGGGGCUGACCAAAGAGUUGAACCGACUCUACACGCUCUUUUGCGAGCGCAACCCAGAAUUUGCAGAGAAAGGAAAGGUGUCCAUCGUCUCCCACUCACUCGGCUGUGUCAUCACCUUUGACAUCAUGACAGGGUGGGACCCUGUGCGCUUUGUUCAUGAAGAGGUGCCAGAUGCCAUGGAGGCUGAUGUUAGCAGACAAGAACGUCAGCUACUGGAGGAUCUUCGUAACACAUGCUUAAGAAUGAGGGAUUUGGAGGAUAAGCUUCGGCAUUUCCAAACCUCAUCCUCAAGACCCUCUCCAGCCCUGAAAUUCAAGGUGGAGAACUUCUUCUGCAUGGGAUCUCCUCUGGCUGUGUUCUUGGCUUUGCGAGGUGUCCGUCCUGGAACCAACGGAACACAGGACCACAUCCUACCCAAAUCCAUCUGCCAGAGGCUUUUCAACAUCUUCCAUCCCACUGAUCCUGUAGCAUACAGGUUGGAACCUCUCAUCCUGAAGCAUUAUAGUAAUAUAUCGCCUGUCCAAAUUCACUGGUACAACACCACCAGCCCCACACCGUAUGACCAGAUCCGUCCCACUCUACUGAAUCCAUCAAAGGAAAGUGCUUCUGUGUCCGAUACAGAGAGUCUCCCGAGCCCCUGCACCUCCCCUCCGCAGCCCCGCAGACACUACGGCGAGUCUAUCACCAGCCUGGGCAAGGCCAGCAUCAUGGGAGCGGCAAGUAUAGGUAAAGGCAUUGGCGGUAUCCUGUUCUCCAGAUUUUCCCGCUCUAGUGGACAGGUGGGUGGUGUGGAGGAGGAGCCAUCAGACUCUGAAGGAGGGGCUUGUGAGAAAGGGGAAGACGGUCGGCCUCUGGAGUUAGAUGAUAAAGUUGAGGAAAAGACAGAGGAGAAAAUCGAGGAGAAGACAGGAGACACCAGCAUGUCACAAUCAGCCUCUGUCAUUAUGGAUAACUCAUCCUUUGAGCUCGAGAAACGCAUCGACUUCGAGCUGAGGGAGGGCCUGGUGGAGAGCCGCUAUUGGUCAGCGGUGACGUCACACACAGCCUAUUGGUGCUCCCACGAUGUGGCUCUGUUUCUGCUAACGUUCAUGUACAGGCCAAAUGAAGCGAAUGACAUGCCAGAGGACAACCCUGAGUCAUAACAAACACAUAUAUGAACUCUCACACAGCACCACCCGCGAUCACUCCCUUAAUUUAGUUUAGCAGACCUUGUUCACUGUGCAUCAGAGAUCCUGUCCUUGCCUUGUUUUCCCUGAUUUAGAAGCACAUCCAUGGAAGAGACCUACUCUCUCCACUACAUCCCCAGACUAGGAUUGUUCUUAACCUCGAUGAGAUUGUGGUAAUGAUCCUACUUGUCGCAGCUUGGAAAUUCUGACUAUUCACAUCUUGAUAAUUCCCAAAGCAGCAGACUCUUCAUAUUGACUGAUGUGUAUUGACUCAAGUUGUGGUUGUAUAGUAUGACUGACAAAAAUCUGCUGAAUUGGAGGUUCACAAUCAGAAGGGUUUUUUUUUUUUUUUGAGAAGUACAUAAGAUGUGUUUUCUUGCCUAAAAAUACUAGUUUUGAACAUUUUUAUAAAUAUUAUAUGUUUACAUUAUUUCGAUGCUAAAACACAAUCUUGUUGCAUCACUCCUAAAAGUGGCCAAAUAUUGAGUUGAUAGUUGAUGGGAGCAGUGCACAUAGAUAGAUUAAUUCGAAGAGAAUAACCAUUAGUAAACAUAUGGUUCACCCAAAAACAUCAAUUCUGUCAUUAUUUGUUCACCCUCAUGUUGUUCCAAAUUCAUGUGAUGGAACAAAAAGAGAUAUUUUGAAGGAUUGUACUAGUUGCUUUUUUACAUGCAGUUACAUUGAAUGGAGACCAGUGUUAUUUUAGUAUCAUUGAUAUAUUCAUAUUUUGAGUUUUUAUUUAUUUAUUUAUUUGUUUGUUUGUUUUCAUUCUAAUUUAUUUUUUGGUUAACGAUAAUAACUCUGAUGCAAACUGAAGCUUUUAAGCUUGAAAAAUGUUGCAAAACACCACAAGUCAAAAAUAUUCCAAGUCCUCUGAAUUUAAUGUGAAGAACAGAUUGAAAUUUAAGUUGUCAUUCUCUAAAAAUGUUAAUAUUUGCCACAGUCAUGAGUGGAGUAGCAGUGUCUGAUCUUCACUGAUGUAGUUGACAAAAAACCGCCUGAGUGAUUCAAUCAACCGAGCUCAACUCACUGAAUCUUUGAUCCGAUGGUAGUUUUUUAGGAGAACGUUUUUAGUGAAUAACCACUGACCUUUUAAUCUGUUCCCGAAAAUGUUUUCUAGCUUCAGACGACUUGGAACAUAGUUGUAUGGAUCCCUUUCAUGAUCCCUUUUGCACCUUGAAAGCCUCAGUUCCCAUUUAUUGUAACUGGGAAGAUCGACCAGGGCUGCGUUUCUCAAAAGCACCGUAAGCCCAAGUUGAUCAUAGCUCCACUGAUGACAAUGGAUCAACUUAGGCCAGAACAUUCUUCAGAAUUUCUCCUUUUGUCUUCCGUGGAGGUCGUACUGGUUUGGAACAUCAUGGUGGAGGAUCACAGAAUUUUCGUUUCUAGGUGAACUAUUCCAGACAUUUCCAUUCCUUUUCCUUCUUCUCUUUCCAAUAAAUUUGAGGCAUUAGUUUCUCCUCUGCACUCGCAUGAUAGACACUGGAAUCUACUGCAUAUUUGAAUGCACUCUUUGCUAUGAUCACCACUGAAUUAGAGUUUAUGCUUUAACAUGCAUGAAAGACAAAGUCUGGAUGUUUUCCACUGAGGCUGUUAGAAAAACCCUUUACAACUGGAUCUCCUCUUAGUUCUGUCUGAGUUGAAACACUUAACAUUUUUUCAUACGUGGCAUUCUCUGCAGUCGGCAUGUCAAACAUGUUGUUUUCUAAUGUAUUAUAGCACUAAUGAACCGUACAGUCACAAAGACAUUGCCAUUUUAAAUUAAUACCAUCGUUUUUGUGUUACGUCCAUGUUUUCUGUAUUAAUUUUGUAUGAUUUGUUUACAGUAAUCCUGAAAAAAUGACACCCCCAUGCCUUUACGAUGACAAGAGAAAAGCACUUAACAUUUCUCCUUACCUCACCCUUGAAUGUGCCAAUAAACUGAAGAGUGUGAUCUUCAUCAGGCGUCAGAGGGAAACGUCUGCAUUAUGUGCAUAUAUAUCAGAACUGGACUCCAGCGUGUCUGUUCAUGUUUAGCUUCGGUGAACACAGAGCUGUUCCUCUUUUAUGAACCUCGUGUUUUUCAUUAAAAUUGAUAUCGACCGCC